AAGUGGACACGCAUAGCAUCAAAGCCACACACACAGACACAGCCGACAGGAUGAGGAUCCACUCACCCGCUCUGCUCGUCCUCCUCCUCUGCUCUCUCCUCGCCGGCGCGGCCAACGCCGAGCCCUCUCCGGAACCGACGUACAAGGACUGCCACCCAGGCGACAAGGCGGCGCUGCUCGCCGUCAAGGCCGCCUUCGGGGAGGCCUACGACUUCGCGUCCUGGACGCCGAACAACCCCUGCUGCGACUGGUAUGACGUCACCUGCGACCGCUUCACCGGCCGUGUCAUCGGCCUCGCCAUCUUCCAGGACGCCAACCUCACGGGCACCAUCCCCACUGCCCUGGCCGGCCUGCCUCACCUGGAGGACCUCACCCUGCGCCACCUCCCGGGUCUCUCGGGCCCCAUACCGCCGGCCAUCGGCAAGCUCUCCAACCUCUCCAGCCUCCGCAUCUCCUGGACGGCUGUCUCGGGGCCCGUGCCGUCCUUCCUGGGGGCGCUCAAGAAGCUCAACUUCCUCGAUCUCUCCUUCAACUCGCUCAGCGGCGCCAUCCCGGCGUCGCUGGGGACCAUCCCCAACCUGUCCGGCAUCAACCUCAGCCGCAACCGCCUCACCGGCGCCAUCCCCCCGAUGUUCCUCAGCAAGUCUCCGCACCAGGACGUUUACCUCUGGCUGUCGCACAACAACCUCACAGGGCCCAUCCCGGCAGACUUCGCCGCCGUGAAUUUCACGCACCUCGACCUGUCGCGCAACGACCUGACCGGCGACGCGUCGGGCCUCUUUGGCCGCGGGAAGGAGUUGCAGUACAUCGACCUAUCCCGCAACGCCUUCGAUUUCGACCUCUCAGGCUUGGUGCUCCCGGAGCGCCUCUACUUCGUCGAUGUGAGCCACAAUGCCAUCCAUGGCAGCAUCCCCGCGCAGGUCGCGAGCAUGUCCAACCUGAACUUCUUCAACGUCAGCUACAACAGGCUCUGCGGCCCUCUGCCCGCCGGCGGUAACAUGGCGGGGUUCGAUCUCUACAACUUUCAGCACAACAAGUGCCUCUGCGGUGCUCCCCUCCCUUCAUGCUAGAAGUAGAUGGAAUUAUCUGGUGGAUUUGACAGAAUAAUGCUAUUUUCUCUGUCGAUCAAUUCGACUAAUGUCUCCCUGGAUUAAGAGUUAUGCUGAAAUAAAGUCAAGAUGGUUAUGUA
This is a messenger RNA of Aegilops tauschii subsp. strangulata, 1189 nucleotides long. RefSeq names its product polygalacturonase inhibitor. The record is from RefSeq and is a predicted model, not a curated record. Gene Ontology annotation, molecular function: protein binding. Lineage: Eukaryota; Viridiplantae; Streptophyta; Magnoliopsida; Poales; Poaceae.